Lethenteron reissneri (Far Eastern brook lamprey) is the source of this 4196-nucleotide messenger RNA. Its product is annotated as exocyst complex component 3-like. The record is from RefSeq and is a predicted model, not a curated record. NCBI's taxonomy places the organism in Eukaryota, Metazoa, Chordata, Hyperoartia, Petromyzontiformes, Petromyzontidae. Gene Ontology annotation, molecular function: SNARE binding. Gene Ontology annotation, cellular component: exocyst. Gene Ontology annotation, biological process: exocyst localization; exocytosis.
AGCUCGCUACGAGCUGGCAACGAGCUGGCAACGAGCUGGCAACGAGCUCGCUACGAGCUCGCUACGAGCUCGCUACGCGCGAUAUGGGCUGAGCGGUGCCGAUUUCGCGCAGUCUCGGCACAAGCGUCCGCUCGCCCCGAGCUCUUCAGCCAGAGGCCUCGAAAACGGGCGAAUGAGCGCACACAGCCACUGCCCCGUGUUUACCCGAUGCAACCGGCACGCUGUGUUCGCACGGGACACAUCCCGUGCCCUUGGGAUGCUCUCUCCCGCCCGCCGUCAAGUCUCGUCCGUUCCAUCGCCCUCUCGUGGAGGAAUCUGUUAGGGCCGCGAUGACGUAGUUCUUUUCAGUCACGCAAUGGUCUUUGCGACCCGUGCCGUCAUCAAUUACGGCGCGUGCAUUGCGCCACCGCGUGCAACCCCUCGCGCUGUUCACCAGCGGGGCGACCUCUGCGCCAUCGCUCUCGAUUAGGACCUCAGCACCAGGGACAGCGACUUCAGCACCAGGGACAGCGGCCUCAGCUCCAGGGACAAAUCUCGGGGCUGCGUGGAAGGGGGGAGGGGCCGUAGCCUGUAGGGGCCGUAGCCUGUAGGGGCGGCCGUGUCGAGGAAGGGCGGGGGGAGGCGCGCGUGGCCCCUUCUCCGCACAAAGGAAUCGCUGUUGAGAGAAGCACAGCGCGGCGGUGGAGCGAUUUCUCCAGCGGGACCGAAGUAGCGGCAUCGCCCCCGCGUGGGGGAGCAAACAACACACGCAGCGUGAAUCCCUCCAGCUGCGGGAGCAGCAGCCAGCCCGACUGCCCAGGGAGACGGCGAGCCGGGGGGCCGCGUGCGCGGGGAUGUUGGGCCACGUGCGCGCCACGCAGCAGGAGACGGAGCGGCUGGCGCUGGGCACGGCGCUCAAGCGCGUGUCGCUCAUGCUGCAGUACCCGGAGCAGCUGGAGCGCGUGGAGCAGUACCGCAAGCGGGAGGCGCGGACCACCGCCUCGCUCGAGACGCGCCUCAAGAGCGCGCUGCAGUCGCAGCUGGAGGGGGUGCGGCUGGGCCUGUCGCAGCUGCACGGGGCGCUGGCGCGCGCCCGCGAGACGGGGCGCGCCCUGCGCGGGGUGCGCGCCGAGCGCGAGGCGGGACUCGCGGCCCUCGAGCCGCUGGGCGACCUGCGCGGCCUGGCGGACGAGCACGGGCAGCUGGCGGCCGCCGUGGAGCACACGCGCAUCAUCAUGAGCGUGCGCGAGCUGGAGCAGGAGACGCGCGACUGGAUCGAGCAGGGGGAGCUCCUGGCCGCACACAAGAACCUCAUGGAGCUCGAGCACUCGCGGGACAGCCUGCUGCUGCGCCAGCACCUCAAGGACGCGGGCAACGCCGCCAACCUGCACCUGAUCCGCGAGUACUUCUCCUGCGCCGAGUCCCUCGCCGGGGAACUCGCCAAGCAGCUCUGGCUCGUGGUGCAGCGUGGCCUCGGCACGGCGCGGCGCGACCCGGCCAUGCUGGUGUCGGCGCUUCGGGUCAUCGAGCGCGAGGAGGGGCUGGACGCGCUCGCGGACGAGCGGCGGCAGAGCUCCGGCUUCGUCGCCCCGGGGCGGCCCAAGGAGCUGCGGCGCCGCUGCAUGGAGGUGCUGCAGCAGACGGUGAGCACGCGCGUGGAGAGCGGCCAGACGGACACGCGGGACGACGACAGCCUGUGGCUGGCGCGGCACCUCGACACGCUGCAGCGCCGCAUCCUCGAGGAUCUGGUGGUGGUGAAGACGCUGAUGGCCCACUGCUUCCCGCCCAAGUACAACAUCUUCUCCGCGACGCUGAGAUUCUACCACCGGGCGCUCGGCGCGCACCUCCGAGACAUCGUGUCCGAGCAGCUGGAGGCCAACGAGAUCGUGUCGCUGCUCACCUGGGUGCUGCACACCUACCCCAGCGAGGAGAUGAUGCGGCACCCCGACCUGGCCCCGGAGGUCUCCGUGGAGGAGCUGCCGCCGCUGCUGUCGCCUGGGGAGGUGGAGGCGCUGUUGCACAAGUACCUGCACACGCUCCAGAGUAACGUGUGCACGUGGCUGGGCAAGGCGCUGGAGGCCGAGCGUCGCGAUUGGAUGCGGAACCAGGAGCCGGACACCGACCAGCACGGAUACUUCCACACCGCACUGCCUGCCAUCGUGUGCCAGAUGCUGGAGCAGAACGUUCAGGUGGCCUCCCAGGUGAGUCCCCGUCUCGUAGGCCGAGCCACGACCAUCGGCCUGCUGGAGGUGCAGACCUUCCUGUGCAGGUACCGCGCGGUGCUGGGCGGAUAUCGGCAGGAGCACGCGCAGAACCGGCAGCUGCCGCCCUUCUACGUACAAUACAUGACGGCCGCCACCAACAACUGCCUUGCCUUCAAGGAGUCGAUGAGGCAGCUCCUGGAGAAGCGGCCGACAUUCGGGGCCCCGGGGGUGGAGGGCCCUUCCCAGGAGGCCGCCCCCGUUCCGGCGCGGUUGCCCGACCUGACGACGCAGCUGGACGGCAUCGCGGCCGACGCCUGCGAGUAUCUGCUCGACGAGGUGUUGCUGGACAUCGAGCCCCUGCUGCAGGAGCUGCUCACCAGGGCCUGGGUCUCGAGCUCUCGCGCCAUGGACACCAUCUGUGCCACGGUUGAGGAUUACUUCAGCGACUUUUCCAAACUCAAGAAGCCGUACCUGCAGGAGCUGACGGAGCGCGCUCACCGCCGACUCGUCAGCGAGUUCGUGCGCGCCGCCGUGCAGCGCCGCGUCUCCUUCAAGGGCUGCGAGGAGCGGCGCGAGGCCGCCGAGAAGAUGGAGUGGGAGGCGCGCCAGCUGAAGCAGCUCUUCCAGAAGCUCUCCCACGGCCCACUGAGUGAGGAUUCGCUGAGUGACGUCAUCCCGGCCUUGGCCGAGCUCGUGCGCCUCAAGGACACCUCCAUGCUGUGCCUGGAGAUCUCGGGCCUCCUUCACAAAUACCCCGACGUGCGAGAGGAGCACAUCUGGGCGGUGCUGGCGCUGCGUGGCGAUGCCACCAGGGACAUGCGGCUGGUUCUCACCGAGUGCAUGAUGCAGCGUCGGGCCCACGUCAGUGCCCCCGCAGCGCCGCCCAGCGUCGCCGCACUAAACUUCUUUGCCGACAUCCCCGUGACGAGCCACCUCCUGCCCCAGCUCGGGAAAUGAGCCGAGUGCGUAGCGACGAGGUCAAGGGCGGGAGAGCGAGAGAGCCCCGAGUCUCACGUGGAGACACCACAACGAUCAAAUACAACCCCAACCACGACUCCAACCUCAAUAAUGACUACAAUCCCAAAUCCAACCCCAACCGCUAUUACCCACUGUCCAGCCCCCAUCCUGGACUCAAAGCCACUCCAUUCAAUCCGGGACUCGUAAUGCCCUGACUCACGAAACCCAAGCUCCCUCCUCCUCUUCUCUAGACUUUAAGCAUUACCCCUCACUCUCAACUCAUAACCGCAACAGAUGAGCCCCAAAACUCUGAGGCACCCACAGGCCUUGUUCUGCCAGCUGUCCUGUCGCGUUGCUUGCAAGGCUCAUUAGGCCGUGUGCACACUUACUCCUGACAAGGGCCCCAUUUGAUCAAAACCAUGCCCAGCAACCUCCAACCCUAAACACAGCUAAGUAGCGCUUAUUCGAUAUCACCUUCUUCCUGUAGUGAUGCGCAUAUACUCACACUGACAACAGGCACACACACACAACAAUAACGCAAGUGCUGUUAGUGGGCACGGCACACGAGGGGUGGAUGGCCAGCACCACGCCCAGCCACCUGUCUACCCAGUGGCGAUGUAAUAAUUUGAGGCCGAGUUGACCUAGGGGAGGCCCAGGACCGGUUCAGAUCAUCGUCACUGGUGUUGACCAAGAGCGGAAUCGAACUCGGGUCUCCAGGUUUAUAGUGCAGCGCCCCAAUCGCUGUACGACCGCUCACCACACACAACACACACACAAUACACACACGCACACAGACAUAUACACUCACAUUGGGUGUUGUCCCAGCUAUUACAGUCCUACAGUAUUAAGUAGCGUCCAAGUAUUAAUGGGGUCCAUUUGUAAUGUUGGUGCUUAGAACGAGUGUUGGUCCUUUAGGCUUGUGAUCAGUGGUGUUAUUGGUGCCUAGACGCUGGUGUUUCAAUCCGGCAACACCCCUCGUCGCUGGAUAAGUACGUGUAACAAGAGACGACUGCACAUGAUUUUAUCCCUUUAUGAAAAUAUUUACAAAUGCAGGCA